Molecule: messenger RNA, 930 nt
Organism: Sorex fumeus (smoky shrew)
Lineage: Eukaryota; Metazoa; Chordata; Mammalia; Eulipotyphla; Soricidae
Product: HLA class II histocompatibility antigen, DQ beta 2 chain-like
Exons: 7
Coding region: 7-804 (265 amino acids)
Biological process (GO): antigen processing and presentation of exogenous peptide antigen via MHC class II; immunoglobulin production involved in immunoglobulin-mediated immune response; positive regulation of T cell activation
Cellular component (GO): MHC class II protein complex; membrane
Molecular function (GO): MHC class II protein complex binding
Source: RefSeq, a predicted model, not a curated record
UGGAAGAUGUCUCUAAAUGUACCGAGAGGCCUGCGGAUAGUUGCUGUGAUGGUGAUUCUAGUGGUGUGGAGCACUCUGGUGACUGAAGGCAGGGACACUCCAAGUAACUACCUGAGUCAGAUUAAGCACCUGUGCUACUACACCAACGGGACGCAGCGGGUGCGGCUCGUGGACAGAUACAUCACCAACCGCGUGGAGAACGUGCGCUUCGACAGCGACGUGGGGAAGUUCGUGGCGGUGACCACGGACGCGGAGCAGGACGCGAAGAACUGGAACUCACAGAAGGACUCACUGGAGCAGAAGCGGGCCGAGGUGGACACGGCGUGCAAACCCAACUAUGAGUUGGCCGCCGCCUCGAUUUUGAGCCAGCGAGCAAAACCUAAAGUGACCGUCUACCCAAGCAAGACAGAGGCUUUAAACCACCACAACCUGCUGAUGUGUUUGGUGACAGAUUUCUACCCAGGCCAAGUGAAUGUUCGGUGGUUCCGGAAUGAACAGGAGGAGACAGCUGGCGUUGUAUCCACCCCACUUAUUAGGAAUGGGGACUGGACCUUCCAGAUCAUAGUGAUGCUGGAAAUGACUCCCCAGCGUGGAGAUGUCUACACCUGCCAAGUGGAGCACCCCGUGCUCGAGACCCCCAUCACUGUGGAGUGGCGAGCCCAGUCUGAUUCUGCCCGGAACAAGAUGCUGAGCGGCAUUGGAGGAUUUGUGUUGGGGUUGUUCUUCCUUGGAUUGGGCCUCUUCAUCCAUUACAAGAACAAGAAAGGACCUCAUGGGCCUUUGCCAACAGGGCUCCUGCACUGACUCCUGAUGAUCUCCUGAAGGUCUUUGAUGGAUACUUCUUUCUCCUCUUCUGUAAUACCUGCCUGUAACUGCCCAUAAUUUGCAGUUGCCUGCAAGUUUCUGUCUCUGAGAUUGGAAUCUUCUGAC